Manis javanica (Malayan pangolin) is the source of this 2512-nucleotide messenger RNA. RefSeq names its product glutamate rich 2 (gene ERICH2). The record is from RefSeq and is a predicted model, not a curated record. Lineage: Eukaryota; Metazoa; Chordata; Mammalia; Pholidota; Manidae.
GCCGCAGUCCCGGCUCGGGUCGCGCGCGGUCUCGUCUCCUUGGCGACGCGGCGGCUGCGGCUACGGGAUCCCCACCCGACGCCUACCGCGAGCUGAGCCUCGGGUGUCUGCCCGCGGGUGGUCAGCGUGAGACUGCCGCCGGCGGGCAGAGGCGACGAGGCGACUUCGAGUACCCGCGUGCAGCCGGACCCAGCCCUCACUCCGGACUCCCCCAGGCCCGGCUCCUGACCCUCAAACGUCUGCCCACCUCAGGUUCGGGCUCUGGGGCCCACGGCUACCGAGGCGGAGCGCGAGAAGAAAAAGGGAUGAUUGAACCAAAUGAAGCAAUGUCAGAGAAAGAAGUCCCUUCAAGAAACCUUGAAAAUAAUGUGUCUUUAAAGAAUACUGAAAAUAGUGUAUCUUCAAAGAGUGUUGAAAAUAAAGAUACAGAAACAAAUCUACAGUCUAAGCUAUGGUCAUCUUCUUUCUUAAAAGAGAACUCAGGUGAAGUGGGCAAAGAUGCAAUCAUUGUAGAGAAGGGGGAAAAUAACGAAUAUUGCCUUCAGGAUAUUGAUAAGUUAUCCAACACAACAACUGAUGAUGGUGAAGAGGAUAGCAGUGAUGAGGACAGUGAUGACAACAGCGACCCUCAUAAGGAGACUCCUGCUCCAUUAGAGUUAAUGGCAGAGUUCCUGAGAGCAGAAAUGGGCCAAGAUUACCAUUUGGCAAAAAAAUUAUGUGAGAUGAUCCUAAUCUAUGAACCAGAAAAUCCUGAGGCCAAGGAGUUUUUCUCACUUAUUGAAGAAAUGUUGCUGAUGGAGAAAGCUCAAAAUCUUGAGGAAGAUGAUGAAGACAGUGAUGAAGACAGUAGUGGUGAAAGUGAAGGAGAAAGCAGCGAGGAUCUAAGUGAGGAAAGCGCUGAUGAAAGUAGCUAAUAUGGUUUAAUCAUAAUGUAUUUUCAUUACUGUAUACCAUGGAGGUGAAAAGAAGACAGCUGCAUUUUAAUCUAGUUGUUCUUUAUUUGGAACAGAGUUCCUUUAAUUUAUCCAUAUUAGUUCAAGCUCUUUCCUCAUAUUUAGGUCUUAGCUCACUAUGAGUUACUCAAAGAAGGAAAUAGUAAUUGAAAGCACUUACAUACCACUGUGUGCCAGGUACUGUUCCACACACAUUAAUUUAUUUAAUCCAACAAAUCCAUGAGGUUUGGCUUAAAACAACACAAAUUUAUUACCUUACAGUAAUCCAAAGUGGGUCUCACUCAGCCAAAAUCGUAUUUAUGGGUUCUGGGAAUUAGGACAUAGCCAUAGACAUCUUUGGGGUGGGGGUAGGGAGUGGGACAUUAUUCUGCCUAUGACAGGAAGUAUUAGGUAAGUGUUGGUAUUUUUGGAAUUCAUGGAAUGGAGCUUGGAAGAGACAGUUUGGUUGCAGACAUACACCUUAAUUAGGAGUCAUUAGUUUAGAGUCAGAUAACACGUAACAGAAAUAUCUCUUUGAUUAGAGAUAGUAAUCAAAGAUAAGGCAAUGCCACAGAGAAAGUAUAGUCUGAAUAGAAAUAGAAUUAUCUUAAAUGAUAAACAACACUUAAGUGAUAGUCCAAGAAAGAGAAAUGUGGAAAGGAGACCAAAAAGACAGCCAGGAAAAAAAUCAGGAAAUUGAGCAGAGUGGAAGCCACUGGUUGCCUACUCACGAUCCAUCCCUCCUUGCUUCUUUGCUAAGAGAGCCCUGAUUCUGUGCAGAUAUUUACUCACUACAGACAUAGCCUUGGGGCUCAGGAAGGACACCCUCAGCCUAUCAGUACAUGGCAUUUCUCAGGUGGCUGUUAUUGUUCUGAAGGUGGAUGUGUGACCUGCACUGGCCCAACCAGAUGAAGGGCAUUUUUUCAUGACUGGGAGGAGAGGCUGUGCCGUUCCUCUGCUUAAGAACUGGGAAGCAUGCUGCCCUACUCACUGCAGGCAGCCGUUUUAUGGUGAUGAGAGGAAUAAAUCUUAGGGUGAAGGUGAUGCUGUGGUUGGCAGAGGAAAAGAAGCAAGGUGAUGUUCAGCCACAGAACCGACUGCUGUGGGAGGCAGCCCUGUGUCUGAGCUUACUGUUCUGUGAGAUAGACUUUCUUAUUUUCUGAAACACUUUGGACUGAGGUUUCUUUUACCUGCUGCCAAAAGUGUCCUGACUGAUACUAAGUACCACUACAGAGACUCAGGAGACGGUUUCAGAGUCUGGAAAUAUCAAUAACAAAAGUUAUUGAGGUGACAAAUCAGGUAAGAACUAAAAAAGGUGACUGGAUAGCCACAAAGAGGGGGUUGGUGACAUUAGGGAGAGCACUAUCUGUUGAAUGGGGCAGUGGGAGUCCUAUUUCAGUGAGUUUGAGUGCAUAAGAGGUAAGGAGAAGGUGAACAAGGAAUUUGACUAUGAAGGAAAGGAGAAAGAUGAGGUAUUGUUGGAGGACAUGAAGCAAAAGGAGUACUUUUUUUUAUUAAGGUAUCAUUGAAAUACAAUCUUAAGAAGGUUUCACAUAAGCAGUAUUGUGGUUACUACAUCA